CGAUUAGAAUGGUUGUUUCUACACUGCUUAUGAGAAACAUGGAUACAUAAAGGAGAGCAGUUAUCUUGUUGGAAACUGAUGUGCAGGUUGACCUUGUCCCGACCGGUUUUUGUUACUCCUUUUAAAACGCCUCCUCUUUCCACUCACGGUGAAGAGCAAACAGUGUGAAUGGUUUAGCAUUGCCGCUGUCCACAGGAGUGCCGAAGUAUAACUAAUAUUCAGAUAUUGAGUAUAAAUACAGUACGUGGCUAGAUAUAUAGUUAAUAGUAGGCUCCUAUCAAAUUAAGGGGCUUUGAUAGCAUUUUUCCUAUGAGUCGGGUCUGGAUUUACCUGUUUCCUGCGCUAUGUGCGCUUGUCUUGACAGGUGUACAUCAUGUGGAGGGAAUGGAGUUGUUUACGUCCUCAGAGUUGGAGGCAGUCAAUGGGACAGAUCUACGGCUCAAAUGUACAUUUAAAUCUACACAUCCUCUCUCCGAAGAAAGAGUCUCUGUAUCCUGGAGCUUCCGACCACUCGGAAAGACGACAGAAGAAUCGAUUUUUCACUACCAAAAUAGUGCAUUUCCCCCAAAAACAGGCAUGUUUAAGGGUCAUGCUGUAUGGUCUGGUGAUAUAAUGAAGGGUGACGCAUCCAUCACGCUGCAGAAUGUGCAGCUCAGAUUUAAUGGUACCUACAGCUGCCAAGUCAAAAAUCCACCCGACAUCCAGGGCUUUGUAGGCGAGAUCAGCCUCAGAGUCAUUGAAAAAGUUUCAUUCUCUGAAAUUGGAAUUCUGGCAAUAGCUGUGGGUGGAUUCAUUGGCGUUGUUCUCCUGAUCCUCAUCAUUUAUAUUGUUGUGCGGGUGUUCCGGAGACAGGACGAUGAUAUGGUUGUUGAGAUGGAGAACCACAAAUCAAAGGAUCAGGUGCUGUGAGAGAGGAUGCCUGACUCAGUUAGUUUUCUGUCUGGACUAACCCAUCUUUAACUACUAGUGAUAACAUAUUUCAACACAGGAUUUUCUAAUUAUAUGAAAUAACAAUAUCUAACUUUACAGAGAUAUGCUUUUAGUUAUCAUAACCUUUUAUUUUUAUUUUUGACGUAUGUAUGAAAACUUAAGGUGAGGUAAAAUUUCAUAUAUAAAGUGAUAUCAUCCAUCUUUUGUAUUCUUAAAAAGAUGAGAGAUAUGAAGUGUUUAUAUGUGUUUAAACUCUGACUUCAUUGCUGCCAAUAAGUAUGAUUGAGAAUUUUUGUCAUUCUUCAUUCUGUGUUUGUCUUUUGCACCGCUUUACAGCAGUUUCCGUCACAUACAGUAAACCUGUGCAGCAAAAAAAACAAAAAACUAUCCAUUUAAGGGAGCAAUAUAAAUUCUAAAACCAGUAACAAAUUUUGUAAAUAAAGGUAGAAUGGAUGGAUCAAAGAGAAACUUCAUGAAAAAAAAAAAAUCAUCGAACAAAUGUAGUACCUGGGCCUUUAUUGUUCUUUGUACUGCCCAUCUCAAAUCUUCAGUGUUCUGGGAUUCUCUGUUCAUCAAUGCUGCAUGGAUUUUGCUAUUUAGAAAAUAUCUUUCAAAUGAGUAAAUUCAUCCUUUAAUCCUAGUUUUAAAAGUCAUAAAAACCACAAAUGUUUUAUUUUUUCUAUUACCUACCCACAUUGAGUCUGAUUGUAUGCCAGUUUAUGUUUAUGUAACCCUUUUUUUUGCGAGGGUUAAAUUCUAACUUAAAUUUAACUAUCCUAGUUUUGGUUGUGCUUCCAUUAAACCGACAGAUUUUAUGAUUAUUAAAGUGUUUAUUCAAAGUAGACUGAUUUAGUCAUGGCAAAAACACAAACAAGAAUUGAACAUUAUAUCUGCAAAAUAAGAAGAAGAAGAAGAAGAAGAAAAUAAAUAAACAUUGUGGCUGAAUAAAUAUGGCAAAUGAUAAAUAUGAAAAAGCACCCUCUGGUGGCUGUAAAGUCUGUAAUAAAAUAGUGAUAAGAUGAGUUAGAGUUUCAUUCAAUACAGUGAACAGCCAGAGAUCCUUCUCCCUUAAAUGGACCAACUUUGCACAAGCUCCUUUGUUAAACAUGGCUGUAAUCAGACAGAAAUGUGUAUUUAUUAUUAUAGCAAAACUUAGCACACUGAGAAGAUGUAGUUUAAAAGCAUGUGUUUAAGAGACAGAGAGACAAGACACAGUAUAUUUUGUUACAUUACAUUGAUCUGAGGUCAAUCAUGAACCUGUUAAUUAUAAACACACGCUGUGUUCUUCUAAUGAUGUGUGUGUGUGUGUGUGUUGUAAUAAGAUGGAUGAGGGACUUCUAAAUCCUAGACUUAAAAGGAGUAAUUGAAUUGAUAGAUUUUCAAUUGUUUCAACCAAAUAGAGAACCUGAUUUCCUGUAUGUGUGUGUGUUUGCUCACUCACUGCGGAAUACCAGAGUGUGCUGAAAGAGGCUCGUCCCCUGCCAGACUCUUUGCUGCACCAGCAGAGGACACCUCUGAGUGUGUGUGUGUGUGUGUGUCUGAUGAGAAAGAAAUGCAGCAUUGGUAGGAACUGGUCCAGAAAAGCAGAAAAAACCCUCUCCACCGUCAGUGCAGUACUCGCUGCAGAGCAGCCUCAAAGCGGAGCGUAGAACUCCAAACUGCAGCCCUCAUCCCACAAACACACACACACACUUCUGCACUGUCCCAGUGUCUUACACUGUUAUGUUAUCAGCAUGGAUAUUUUUGAUGCCUCACUUGUCUUUACUGUAUUUGUGUAUAUGUAUACUGGAUACUUGAUGUGACCUGUGACACACAAUACUUUGUCGAAAACUUGCUUCUUUUUUUUUAAAUAAUUAUUUGUGUUAUUUUAUGAGCUCAUUU
Molecule: messenger RNA, 2811 nt
Organism: Sinocyclocheilus grahami
Lineage: Eukaryota; Metazoa; Chordata; Actinopteri; Cypriniformes; Cyprinidae
Product: myelin protein zero-like protein 2
Exons: 4
Coding region: 310-909 (199 amino acids)
Biological process (GO): cell-cell adhesion
Cellular component (GO): plasma membrane
Source: RefSeq, a predicted model, not a curated record